UUAUCUCAUAAACAGAAACGUUAAAUUGACACUAAAAAAAUUAAAUAUAUCCAUUUUUAUUUUUCACAGUAUGGCAGCUGUAUUGAAAAAACGUGCUCUGGCUGAAUACACUCAAACUGUUGUCCAGGAGCCCCAGAAACCACCUUUAAAAAGGUUGAAACUAGUUAAGAAACAACAGACGCAGCCUACAGGCUCAGUCCUUGCCCUAGUAACUUAUUUGGAAAAUUGUAAGAACAGUAAUGAAGCUCUCAACACACUGCUCCGGAUAUCUGAUAAUCUUACUAUUGAUGCUCAAGAUCUACCAGAAGUAAUGAAGAGACUGAGUGAACAUUUCAGAAAUGAAGUGGAAUCAGUAGUUCGUGUCAAAAUUUUAUCCCUCUUAUGUGAAAUUGGACAAGAAUUAGCUGUUGAUGUAUUAGUUAUAAUUGAUGAAAUAAUUUCUCUUUUAAAAAACGAUCAUUCCCAUAAAGUUAUUGCUCAAGGAAUGAACACAAUCCUAAAAUUGGGUAAAUUAGUAACAGAUUCCUCAACGGCUGUUCAUCACAGAUUGGUAGAAAUUGCAAAAUUUUAUUUGAAGGAUGUGAAUCAUACAGUAAAAUGUAAAUGUUUAGAAAUUAUUGGUACUCAUUCUCCAAUCUGUGAAGGUAAGGAAGCUGAGGCUAUUUUGUUUUUGGUGAGUUCUUAUUUCAAAAAUGAAGAUGCAAGAGUAAGAAGCCAAGCUUUCUCAACAAUUAUAACACUCCAUGAAAGAGGUUUUCAGUUAAACCCUGAUAUAUAUUCUGAUGUAUGUGAUUGUUUGAAGGAUGAUUAUGAAAUAGUACGAUCAGUUGUUUUAAAACUUGUUUGGGUCCUUGCACAAACUUACCCAGAUCAUGAGAUGUUUGUUACUGGCAGUGAUCAUGAAAUAAGACUCAUAGAUGAUGCCUUUGGAAAAAUUUGUAGUGGUGUGACAGAUCUAUCGAUGCAAGUGCGAACACUUUCAGCUAAAUUACUUGGUUCCAUGACAGCUGUUAGUCCCAAAUUUCUGAACCAAACAUUAGACAAAAAGCUGAUGUCGAACAUGAGGAGAAAGCGAACUGCCCAUGAACUUGCAUGGGAAAAUGUCACUAGUGGAGAAUGGGCAAGUGGUAAAAAGUGGGCAGAUGAUGCUCCUAAAGAAGUUCUAGAUGCUGAAAGUAUCAAUCUGAUCAAUAGUGGAGCUUGUGGUGCAUUUGUGCAUGGUUUAGAGGACGAAUACUUGGAGGUUCGGUCUGCUGCAGUAGAAUCCCUCUGUCAGUUGUCCCUCAAUAAUUCUCAUUUUGCCAAUCUUUCCCUGGAUUUCUUGGUGGACAUGUUCAAUGAUGAGAUUGAAGAUGUGAGAUUGAAAGCUAUAGACAGUUUGAGGUUGAUCUCUGAGCACAUUGUCUUGAGAGACGAUCAGGUGGAGACCAUAUUAGGUGCUUUGGAAGAUUUUUCACAAGAAGUACGUGAAGGUUUACAUAGAAUGCUGGCAUCAUGCAGAAUGUUAACUACCUGUGGAUUGAAAAUGUGUGUAGAGAAGCUAUUGGAUAACUUGAAAAAAUAUCCUAACGAUAAACGUUCAACAUACAGAUGUCUACAGAAAAUUGGCGCUCAACAUGCUGAACUUGUACUGCCUCUUGUGCCUCAGUUCUUGAAUAUACAUCCAUUUUUUGAUAUACCAGAGCCUGAUGUGGAGAAUCCUCAGUAUAUAUGCAUGUUAAUCCUAAUUUUCAAUGCCGCGAAGAACUUGCCUACUAUAACCCCACUGCUGGAAUCACACACUAAGAGGCAUUACCAGUAUCUCAGAGAUACAAUGACGUCGUUUGUUCCUGUGCUGAACUUCACAGACACAGUUGGAAAUACAGUUGCUGAACCGAUUUCAGUAGAAGCCAGUCUGGAGUUUCUGAAUAACGUUAUCAAUAAUUUAGAUAUCACUGAAGCCACUUACAGUGUCCACUGCAGCCUCCUUCAAACAGCAAAAGACCACUUGAACCGUCUCAGCAAAAUUGAUCCAGCAGUAGCUGGAACUGCCCAGUUCACUGCACUUUUUAUAGGCGCCCAACUUAUAUAUUCACAAAUAAUGGAGAAUGGCUACUGGGCCAAUCCGACAAGCUCAGCAACGCACCAAUCACAUAACCUUAUUACGAGCAUUCAAAAUCUUCUGGAACACUGUUUGAAAUUGCAGUUUUUUUUCGUUGGUUUGAGUCCCGCUGAUAGAUGUGCAGUGAAGCAGAUGCAUAUGAAGGCUUUGGCAUUGAAUCUGGUCUACAUUGUAAAAGGGAGUAAUUCUUCAGCAUUAGCACCCUGCCAUCAUUUCUUGACAGUGGUUGAGAAUCUGCAAUGUGAAUUAGAUAAUUAUGGAUUAGAACCAGAAAGUUUCACAGUGGCUGUUUUCAAGGAACUGUCAAACCUUGAGGAACCAAAACCUGGAAUGGUUUCACGAAUUUUAAUUCCAAUAAUUUCAGAAUCAAGAAUUGGGAGGAUACCAAGACCCAAUGUUAAGAUACGAAUGAGUUCUGCAGAAAUAUUAGAACCAACUGGGCAAACUGAUACUUCCUUAAAAUUCACAGCAGGUCUCAUAAUGUCUGUUCCGUUUGAAGCGGAACUACACCAUCUCUUAGAUCCGUCUAGAAUCAGAAUCAAAGUUAAAUAUCCUGAUCAGAGAACUCAAGUGAUUUUACCUAGGCCAGCACAUAUGAAACCUUUAGAGACAGACACUGAAGAUCUGAGAAGUGACAGUCAGAACAUCAGACUGCUAACAGACCUUCUUAUUUCUCAUCAAGUUUGGUCUGAAGCUUGUAAUAUAGAUAUAAAUGUGGCUUUAGCCAUUCCUGAAGCUGAUAUUGGAAGACGGAGAAAUGUAGAUAACACACAAACACUGCUUGACCUUUGUAAACCUGUAAAAAUAAGUGUUGCACCAAAACCUAUCAAAAAAAAUAUUUUAGGUUGAGUUUUAAAGUACAUACAUAGUUUAUUUUAUAUAUUGAUCAUAUCCAAAAUAAAGUUUUUGUUAAUAA
Coccinella septempunctata (seven-spotted ladybird) is the source of this 3017-nucleotide messenger RNA. RefSeq names its product integrator complex subunit 4 (gene IntS4). The record is from RefSeq and is a predicted model, not a curated record. Gene Ontology annotation, biological process: snRNA processing. The coding region runs from base 71 to 2950 and encodes 959 amino acids. Gene Ontology annotation, cellular component: integrator complex. NCBI's taxonomy places the organism in Eukaryota, Metazoa, Arthropoda, Insecta, Coleoptera, Coccinellidae. The transcript has 10 exons.